Messenger RNA from Strongylocentrotus purpuratus (purple sea urchin), 4867 nucleotides. Its product is annotated as copine-8. The record is from RefSeq and is a predicted model, not a curated record. The transcript is spliced from 17 exons. Gene Ontology annotation, molecular function: calcium-dependent phospholipid binding. Gene Ontology annotation, biological process: cellular response to calcium ion. Lineage: Eukaryota; Metazoa; Echinodermata; Echinoidea; Camarodonta; Strongylocentrotidae. Bases 93 to 1760 code for a protein of 555 amino acids. Gene Ontology annotation, cellular component: plasma membrane.
CGACGCUCCGACAUACAAACAACGAGCAACGAACGAGUGAGGAACAUACUGCAAUUAUUCGUUGACUUCGCUUUGGGACAUUACAGACGGUUAUGGCAGCAACAUUCCAGCCGGGCACUGCUGGCAUUGCAGCAUCACAAAUUGAAAUUUCAGUUUCGUGCAGAAAUCUUCUGGACAAAGAUGUUUUGUCAAAGUCUGAUCCAAUGUGUGUACUCUAUACCACUCAGCUGGGGUCCAAACAGUAUUAUGAGUAUGAAAGAACAGAACCGAUCCAGAAUACUCUCAAUCCUGACUUCGUUCACAAAUUUCACAUGACCUAUCACUUUGAAGAAUGUCAAAGACUCAAAUUUGAAGUAUAUGACGUAGAUUCUCCAAAGUCGAAACUUGAUGCUCAUGAUUUCCUGGGAAAGCUUGAAAUGACUUUGGGUGAAAUCCUUGGCUCAGCAAACAACAAGGUUGAGAGGAAGCUGAUAUAUCCAAACAAUCAACCAUGUGGAAGUAUCAUCAUAUCGGCAGAAGAAGUCAGUGACUGCAAAGAUGAAACGCAGCUUCGCUUCAGAGGAAGGAAACUGGACAAGAAGGAUUUCUUUGGCAAAUCAGAUCCUUACUUGGUAUUCUACAAAUGCAAUGAGGACAUGAGUUUUACAAUCUGCCACAAGACAGAAGUGAUCAAGAACACUCUAGACCCAAUAUGGAAACCUGUCUCACUCAUGGUUAGAGUUCUUUGUAAUGGUGACCUUGAUAGAACCAUUAAGGUUGAAUGCUAUGACUGGGAUAGUGAUGGAAGUCACGACCUUAUAGGAGAGUUCAAAACAAACAUGAGGGAGUUAUCUAGUGGAAGAGGAACAUUUGAUGUCAUCAAUCCCAAGAAAGCCAAGAAAAAGAAAAGCUACAAGAACUCUGGCACGAUUGAACUGUUAAGUUGUGCCAUUCAGAAGAGAGCAAGUUUCCUCGACUUCAUUACAGGAGGGAUGCAAGUGAAUUUCACUGUGGCGAUAGACUUCACUGCAUCAAACGGUAACCCAAGCCACGGGAACUCCCUGCAUUACAUCAACCCCUACAGUCCUAACCACUACGAACAAGCUAUCAUGUCGGUCGGAGAAAUCAUUCAAGAUUAUGACUCUGAUAAACUCUUCCCGGUCCUAGGCUUUGGGGCUAAGAUACCUCCGAAUGGGCAGGUCUCACAUGAAUUUCCUGUGACUUUCAACUCCCAGAACCCAUUUGUAAUGGGCCUGCCUGGAAUCCUACAGGGGUACAAAUCCUGCAUCUCUCAGGUUCAGCUCUACGGUCCUACAAACUUUGCUCCAGUCAUUAACCAUGUAUCAAGGUUUGCCCAGCAGUAUCCAGAUGGUUCCAAUUAUUUCAUUCUUCUUAUCAUCACUGAUGGAGUCAUAUCAGAUAUGGAGAUGACCAAGAUGGCUGUUAUUAGUGCAAGCAAACUACCCAUGUCCAUCAUCAUUGUAGGAGUGGGGCCAGCAGAAUUUGAUGCAAUGGAAGAGUUAGAUGCCGACAAGCAAGCUUUAUCAUUCCGAGGUCAGACGGCUCAGAGGGACAUUGUGCAGUUUGUGCCUUUCCGUGACUACAUCAGCAGUACCGGAGGGAACGUGGGUCUGAGUCAAGCCAGACUAGCCAAGGAUGUCCUGGCUGAGGUUCCUGAUCAGGUCCUAGGCUUCAUGAAGGCCAGAGGAAUCACCCCUGAUAAGUUACCCAAACCUUCCCAUCUUUCACAGGGUCAAGUGCCUUCUGCUCCACCAAUCUAGUCUCUACAUCGAUCGCAGGUCAAAGGUUCAUCGGUAUUCAUCUUGCCCGUUCAAUUGCUGAAAUCCACCUAAACCCGCAGUGCAUUUAUCACGGAGCAUUAGGUCAAUCCAGUACUCAUACGCAUUCCCUAAUUGACUUGGAUACAUGGAUAUAAAUGUAUUAGUUAAUUCUGCAUAACUCAAAAUCUCAUACCGGUAAGUCAAAUUUUUCCCAAAGACGAAUUUUUUUAAACCAAACUAUGCAAAACAUGUAUUAUUUCCCUUCCUUAGUCAAAUUUUGCUUAAGUCAAACUAUUUUUUGCUGUCCCAACAGAUUCAACUUAUGUAGAGGUAACUGUAUGUGCAUAGCGUUCUUACACAGGUAUUCCUUAUGUAAGUGAUGCAUUGAAGGGACUAUCAAUGUUCAGUAUUCAUUGAAGGACAAAUUUAUGAAUCACGUUGCUUGAAUUUCAUGUUAGCAAGCCAAGUGUAUGGUAUAAGUUGAAACAUAUUGCUGAAAUAGACCUCUUGUUGGUCAAUGUCACUGAUAUGAUUUUGAUAUAUAAUGAUAAUGAAUUCUCGAUCAAGUCUGGACCAAUUGUCGUCCAAUAGCCUUAACAUCACUCAAAGGGUCUUAUUUAUUGGAGGAGCUUGACUGAUAGCCUAUGCCUUUGAAUAUUUGGGAGAGGAAAAGUGAGUGUCUAAACAUUCAGGUGAAGACUACUGCAAAGUCCAUUCACUUAAUACAUGUAUUCACACAACGAAUAUAUAUCUUUUUUGGGGUGAUUUUCAGACAUGUAUUAUAAGAUGGGAUGGGUUAAAGCCUUAAUCUUGCUUAUAUCGUUAAUAUGCAAAAGAAUAUUAACCCUUGUUACAACAAGAUGUUGUUUAUAUGUUAGGAUGUAUAGACCAAUUGUCGGUUAGUUGGUUUAAUUGGUUAUACUAAUAUUGCUACUUGGUUUAUAACUUUAGUUUUUCAUGUUUGAUAGGUGUUAAAUCGUUUUUGUUUUACCAUGAAUUGUUACAUCUUGAAUGAUUUGUAUUCGCAAUUUAGUAUUUGUUGGCUGAAAACGACCUGUAGUAUUAUCCCUAAUCCCAUACAAGUAUGUAGAACCCUUUACCCUUGUAUUCUAUGAAAGCAUUAUGUACUGGCUACAUGAUUCAAUUAUAAUUCCAAUUGGCAAACAAACCAUAUAAAAGGUGUGUCUUUGCAAUAUAUUCCUCAGGUAAUUGUAUCCUUUAUGGACCAUAGAGCACAAUAGGAAACUCUUUGCACCCUACACUAAUUGCACUUUAUUAAAACAUAUUUUUUUGUGUGUAUAAUUUCAAAGCAAUAAUGAUAUGUCUUGCUUAUCCUUAUGAACAUAACCCUCCCCCCUUUCUCAAAUGGAACAUGUAACUGAAAUUAAGAUUAUGAUAUCUCUGUUCUACUUGAAUGAUAGCAUCGCAGAAGAAUGAAAUGAAUGUUCAUACAGGCAUGGUCCAUGAUACAUCUAAUGUUAGGUGGAAGAAUGAAGAAGGACAGUGGAUUUUUAUACAGCAUUCAAUCUUUUUUUCUCCCUCCGUAUGUUUUGGUAUGGUUUUGAUCUAUGACAGAAUAUAUCAUAUAUUUUUUUAAGCUAUUUGUUUAACAUUUCUGCAUUGCCAUGUUUUGAUUCAAAUCUUUCAAACCUUAUAUAAUUUGUAUUUAUGGAUACAAUCUUCUUAGUGUGGUACAUUGUACUAUGAGAUGGGUUAAUGAUAACCAGUCAUGUGGAACCGUAAGACUUGAUAAAUAUCAAAUUGGCAAGUGAUAUGAUUGUCAAUUUAUGUUGUUUAUGGGUGUCAGUUCUACUUAAAAGUUAUUGGCUAUUAUAUAUAUUAUGAGAUAAUGACGUGGAUCCUAAUCAAAUGAUUGGUUGAAAGCGUACACGUGACCAGGCAUUUAUUUUGCCUAAGGCGUAAUUUGGAUAAUGACCGGUCAUUAUCAAAUUCUAAUGACUGGUCAUUAGUAAAAUUAGGUUAUAAAACAUCAUUUUAAACAACAAAUAAAACAUAAUCUUAUAAAACCUUGUGUGGGUCAUUCUUACUAAUGCCCUCACUGCUGUGUAUUAUUUGUAUACAGUCGAACCUCCUUUAGCAACCACUUGUAUAGAUCAGUCUUUAUAUUUGGGUUUCACUGUAUGUCAUUUGUAUAGUAGAAGUAUUAUGUAUAUACUUAUGAAUAGAUACAUGUUAUUAGAUAUAUGAAGUACUCUUUCCUUUCAGUACUUGUAAAGUGGAACAUAUAAACAAAAAUAUAUAUGAAUAUGAAUUAUAGAUAUAUUACAUUUUUAUCUUAAUAUGACAGGGAUAUUGAAAUUCAGAGAAAAAUAGUCGGUACUUCGGACUUUCUUAUAGAAAAAUUAUAUAUCAUAUGUAUGAUUGUAACAGUUGGUUUGUCAGUAGUGUCUUUGCAUUUCAAUCAAUAAUUCUAUAAUAAAUUCAUGUCUUUGCUUUGAUAUGAAGUUUUUAUCUUAACAAUUUCUGAUGUACAUAACAAAAACGUUUAUAUUACAUUCAUGUAUAAAUAUUUUGGAUUAUGAGAUGAAAAUAUAAGGUGAAGCUUGGGAUUCUAACGAAACACUAAACUCUGCCUUUUGCUACUAUAGCCUAUACCUAUGUGUAUUUCAAAGAACACUUUCCCAGCCAUUUCACUGUUUUUGUUUGAUAUAAUACUAAAUGAAAAGCAAACAUUGUUUGAUGGCUUUCAUACUGAAUUUGCAAGAGGUUACUUUCCUCUGUACAAGGAUGAUGUUGUGCCUAGUAUGCAGAAAUUCAGAGCCCUUGUGCUCUAUAAUAUUCUAUUACAACAUAGUGUGCCCUAGUUUUCAUUUAAGUCAUUCUAAUCAAUUAUUGUUUACCGUGGACAAAAUCAGAAUUGAGAUAAACUUUUUUGGGGGAGGACUUUUACAAAACGUGUCUACCUGAAAAUCACACUUGAAAUUUGUUUAUUCUUUGAAACACAUGUUGCAUGUUCUGCUUUUAUGUCUUACUGAUCAUGCUGCCUCUUUAAUAUAUCAAUGUGUCUUCUUUCUAAUAAAAAACUAUGUUCUUUCUGAUUUAAGUUAUAUGUGUAUUAAAUAAAUGUAUUUAUCAGGAACAGUAAA